This is a messenger RNA of Anguilla anguilla (European eel), 4727 nucleotides long. RefSeq names its product reticulon 4 receptor-like 1b (gene rtn4rl1b). The coding region runs from base 1573 to 2994 and encodes 473 amino acids. NCBI's taxonomy places the organism in Eukaryota, Metazoa, Chordata, Actinopteri, Anguilliformes, Anguillidae. The transcript has 3 exons. Gene Ontology annotation, cellular component: plasma membrane. The record is from RefSeq and is a predicted model, not a curated record. Gene Ontology annotation, molecular function: protein binding.
ACUGUAGUUGGUUGGUAUUUGAACUCUUACCAAAAGCAAACAGAAAGCUUUGUCAUAUUAUUUUAAUAUCUCAAAUCGUAGCCGUUUUCUUUCUCACGCUGGACGGGAAACGACUGAAGCCAGCGCUUCCCGUUGGCUGUUGCUCUCGUUGAUUUAUUAUGAUUCUGUAGGUCUGUCUGUUAAUAAACGGCAACAAUGAAAACAAACGUGACAGGAUUGAUCGCUAAAGGAUCCCUCUGAGGGCCAGGUGAGCGUCGUGUCAUUUUGAUUAUUUGCCCGUAUAGGAAUUCAAAUUCAACUCAUCGAUUCCAGAAGCCAGUAGUCAAUACGAUCAGGCACUGUCAAACAAACAAGUUGAGAUAACUGGUACAAGUACGCUAGUCUACAUUUACAGAUCGAGUCGAAAGCCGACGGGACUAAGACGACAGGGCACAUCUCGGAGGACCAGCAAAAAACUAACGUUAGUUAACCCAGCGAGCACGUCCAGCAGACACUGUCAUUUCGUCCCAUUUUUUUGAAUCGUCGGACCUCAAGUAAAGCGGAAGCCAGGUACCGCUUCUACCGUUCUAUAUCAUUCAAAACAGAGGCGCAGACCCGUAGACAGAGGGGGAAGAGAGAAGCAAAGACAGCGAAAGCAACAUCCCGCUUCACUCUAGUUACCGUUGUCACUACACAAAAUCACGAAAGGACAAGUAACAGAAGUGUUGUCUGGAAGCAUCCAGAACUGAGGAGACGGAAAACCGAGAUAGCCUACUUACUGACGUUUCUGAUUUCUCAUAAUUGUGUUGGCACCCGCUUGUUUCUAUAAAGAACAGAACUAGCCUACAGUAAACAAUGCGUAUCCUGGAGAUAUGGGGAUGACAAAUACAGCCAAUCUUCUGGAAGAGAUAAUUUGAUCAGUUUGCGACAGAUGGGAAUUUGAACACCGAAGGAUUUGGGUAGCCUACGCUUGUUUUCACUAGUGAUAGAGGCUGGUUGCAUUUAAAUCAACGUUAUAAACUCCGACACUGUUAGACUACUCAACUGAUUUUAAAUAAUUUGUAUCCUAAAAAGCGCCUAGCGUUUUCAGUGAACAUGUGGUGGAUUUCGCAAACCGAAAACCUAAUCGAGGAGUAUUUUCUGAUUUAGUUGCUAUGCCAAGAACCGGAUGGUGGGCAAUGUGGGUCAGUUUGGAUUGAGCGGAGCAGCAAGAUGCUUCCAUGAAAAGACAACGUACGCGCGGGUGUGAGUGUGUAUGCAUUUUGGUUCUUCGCGGGAUAAAGCUAACCCAAAGGUUCAGAAAAUAGACGUUAAUGCCUGCAGACGUCCCUUUGGGAAUAUAUUCGGAAUCUUGGAUUUCAUUUAAGGCCCGGGACUUCGCGGACUUGCAUUGUAAUAUGCAACCAGUCAGUAUCUCCAAAACAACACUAGUCUCAAAGGGAAUCAAGUCGGAGAGCACAAAAAUAAAAUAAAGACAAUUUCCUGAAUUAAUACGGGGAAUUAUACCAGCCCCAUAAAAAUGAGACGUACGCUUUAACAGGAAUACUAGAUUUUAUGAUCAUCAGAACACGACAGAAGAAAUAAAUCUCCAACAUGUUUAAACGAGGCUGUGGGCUGGAGUUCCUGUUGAUCCUGUGCGGACUGGAGCUGUCCUGGUCGUGCCCGCGCCACUGCAUCUGCUACACCGCGCCCAGCACCGUCAGCUGCCAGGCGCACAACUUCCUGUCGGUGCCGGAGGGCAUCCCGGCGCACAGCGAGCGCAUCUUCCUGCAGAACAACAAGAUCCAGCAGCUCCUGCGCGGCCACUUCAGCCCCACCACCGCCAUGCUGUGGCUCUACUCCAACAACAUCUCCUACAUCCAGCCCUCCACCUUCGCGGGCUUCACCCAGCUGGAGGAGCUGGACCUGGGGGACAACCGGCACCUGCGCUCCCUGGCGCCGGACACCUUCCACGGACUCGCCCGGCUCCACGCCCUGCACCUGUACCACUGCGGCCUGAGCAGCCUGCCCACCGGCAUCUUCCAGGGCCUGCACAACCUGCAGUACCUCUACCUGCAGGAUAACCAGCUGGAGUUCCUGGAGGACGACCUGUUUGUGGAUCUGCUGAACCUGAGCCACCUGUUCCUGCACGGGAACCGCCUGUGGAGCCUGCACCAGAACACCUUCCGCGGCCUGGGCGGGCUGGACCGGCUGCUGCUGCACCACAACCGGCUGCAGUGGGUCCACCAGCUGGCCUUCCACGACCUGCGCCGGCUCACCACGCUCUACCUGUUCAACAACUCCCUGACGGAGCUGUCGGGCGACUGCCUGGCCCAGCUGCCCGCCCUGGAGUACCUGCGGCUCAACGACAACCCCUGGGAGUGCGACUGCAAGGCCCUGUCCCUGUGGGACUGGCUCCAGCGCUUCCGGGGCUCCACGUCCUCCCUGGGCUGCCAGGCCCCGCCCGAGCUGGCCGGGAAGGACAUGAAGCGCCUCCUGAAGGAGGACUUCCCGAGCUGCGGGGGGUCCGAGUCGCUGCACCAGAGCAAGGGCGGGGCCUGGCCGGGCAGCGACAAGGUGUCGCUGAAGAAGGAGCACCACCCCCGGCCGCACCCGCACCACCCGCACCUGCCCCACCACGACCAGCACCUCCCCUUCUCGCCCUCCCCCCUGCCCCGCCCCCCGCCCGCCUCAGCCGAAGACGGGGCGGUGCCACCCCCCCUGAGGCCCAACCGCCCCCGAAACUGCACCAGGCAACGCGGCCGGGCCGGCAAGGGCAAGGGACCCAACGAGGUACACGGCGACAAGGAGUACUCGCCUCUGGAUUUCGGCCCGGAUGGCAAGUACGACCCAUCCAUCCCAGGCUCCUCCCCCCCGCGGAGGAAGCCCAAGUGCGGCCCCCGGUCCUCCGUGCGACCCCCCAGCGGGGUCCAGCAAGCCACCAAUGGAGCAACGCUCCCUUCCUUCCUGCUCCACCUCUACACCUGUACCACUUUGCUCUUUCUCGUGCCACUCACCGCCGACAUACUCCGCUGACCCUCCAGGGGGCGCCACAGGGAUACUACAACAACAAUCAGUCCUCAGACAGACUCUAUCGCUCCUACACUGCAUGUAUGAAAGUGCGUCUGUGUGUGACUGUGUGCGUGAAAGUUGCGUGUGAGGAGCUUUUGUCUUUUCAAGAAUUUGAGGUGGAGAACUGAAUAUCGAACUUCAAAGAUAAGGGACCCCCGCUUAGAAAGGCAAAGGUGUCAUGUUUUCAAAGGUAUGAUGUUGGGAAGAAGAAUCAGAUCAAAGCAGAGAGAGUAUGGAGCAAGCCUGCACUGCCAUAGUUGUUGCUGAUUGCUUUAUUCCCUGUUGUUCUUCUUCUUGCCUCUCUCUUUGGGUUUUAGUUAAUUUUUCCAUUACAUUUUAUAUUAUUUACACUCAGAGGACCAGACAUUCUCAGUUACCAGGGGUAUAAGCUAGAGGUAGAGCAAAAAUAAUAACCUUUAUUAUUAAAUUCCAGGUUCUAUUUUUUGUCCUCUGAGCACAAAGGCUGUAUAGCUCCCACGAUGCCUCUCUCAGUCCCUUUCCUGUUGAGAAUAGCUGUCAUUCCUUAAUUUCUAAGAAUCGCACGAUUUCCCCGUUAUUACCCAGAGAGAGAGACUAAGGUACAACGUACCCGAAGGUGACCAUCCAUAACUAUAAUAGCCACCUUAUAUUGGACCAAGGCACUGCGUUAUGGGCAGUAGUGCUCAGUGCACCACAAUCAGUGGAUGGAAAAUGUUGGUAUUUUACUCAGAGAACGUGCUCUACGAUGCCCCCAAUUAGCUGGUAUAGUUACCACAGCUUAUUUCUACAUGGAAUUCCCUUACCUCUCCACAACACUGUCGGUGCCAUUAAAUCCAUGAUGUAUAUGGGUUUCUUCACAGUGUGGUUUCUUAUUUCUUUUUUUCACUUUUGCUUUUUUUUUUUUACAUAAGGAUCUUUUUAUUAUGAUUUAUGUCUGUGCACAGUAAAAAAAAAAGCCAACUAUACACAAGCUGCUAUAUUCUUUAGUGAAGCAAAUGAGAUCCUGUUUAAAUCUCUGCUGCUUCAAGAAUGCUUUUUCCCCCAGGAAAGCAAGCUGUUCUGUAAAGGAAUAUUUAUGUGAGUUUCUUGUCUUAUUUGUCUGAUUGUUUAGAGAAAGAGACUUAAAAGGCCUUGAUGUUGAAAAUGGAAGGGAGCUGAAAAGUGGUAAAAACAGCGGGAUAAAAGCAGUAGAAAAGGAAAAAGAUGGCAUUUCCUGUGACGUCUAUCCCUUAUUGGAACCUACUGUCUCUUGAUUUGACCGUUUCAACUUCACACAAGAGAGGAAAAAAACAAAAAUAAAAAACUCGACCCUCUCAAAAAUAAAAUGAGAAUUGAUAAUUGAUUAAAUAAAAAAAACUGUCUUGUGGGCAAAUGUGAGGAAAUAUCAGAAAACUUAUUUAUUUAUGGAAAAAAAUGUAUUCUUGUUGCCAAUGAAAAACAACAUGAAAAAAGAACAGUCUACCCUGGCACGGACAAACAUGGAGGAUUAAAAAAAAAUGUCUUACCUGCAGAUGUUGACAUGCCGACAGUCAGUCAAGCACAGGACAAUUGCUUGUGGAAUAUUCUCAGCAAAUGAGUUUGUGCUCUUGGACAGAUGGCAUACAACAGCGCCCCCUCUGGACUAGUUGAGUUUUAGUGCCCCAGACUAGAUGAUCCUAAGACUGUGUUUGUACUAAUGUGAACUCUAAAUCUAAAGUAAUAAAAAUAAUUACAGUGGU